AUGGACCGCCUGCAAAAAGCCUACAUAGACCACCCGACCGACGACGACGAUGACGACGACGACAACAAAGCAGCAUUCUACCGUUGCCGCCGCCUUGUGCAACAACGUCUGCGCGAGAUGCAGGACGCACGGACGGCCCGCAAGUCUAUUGAGAUCCAAGGGUACGCGGACCAUAUCGAAAGGAAGAACUUCUUCUCCGUCAUCAAAGCCAUCUACUGUCCGCCCGCCAAAUGUAUUGCACCUCUCCUCGGCGCUGACUGAAUAACCACGCUCACCGAAAAAGGACACAAAUUCUGCAGCGAUGGGCCGAACAAUUCAGAGGCGUCCUCAAUCGCCCCUCCAACAUCUCCGACACCGCAAUCGCCCGCCCGCCCCAAGUGAAGACCAACGCCAACCUUGUCCUCCCGCCAUCUCUCCACGAGACUAUCAGGGCCGUGCAGCAGCUCUCCAGCGGGAAAGCGCCCGCAUUGGAUGCCAGCUCUGCGGAGGUCUACAAGCAUGAUGGUCCCCAAAUCAUGGAGCAUCUGACGGCACCGUUCCAGGAUAUGCGGCGUCAAGGAGAAGUCCCGCAGGAUUUCAAGGGCGCCACAAUCAUCCACCUAUACAACCGGAUAGGAAACCGCCAGCUCUGCGACAACCACCGAGGCAUCUUCCUGCUGAAAAUUGCCGGUAAGGUAUUCGCUCACAUUCUUCUCAAAGCCUGAACAAUCACUUGGACUAAGGUCUUCUUGCGAAUAGUCAGUGCGGCUUUCGCCGUUAUCGUGGCACCAUGCACCGGAUCUUCGUCCCCCUGGCUGCAGGUGAAGCGUCAGGAGAUGCGGACUCACCUGCCCUUUUCUUUCGUGGAUCUGACGAAUGCAUUCGACAGGGUGAAUUGUGACGAAAUGUGGAUAAUCAUGCGGUGAUUUGGCUGUCCGGGACGAUUCAGUCAGAGGGUGCCUCAGCUCCAUGAUGACAUGCUGGCAUGCAUCACGGACGAAUUCGCAGUCUUAUAUAACCCUACAUGCUGAUGGACGCAUAACGCGACGAAGGCCCCAGGAUCCGCCUCGCCUAAGGGACGGCUGGCCAUCUCCUCAACCACAGACGUAUGCACUUCCGGUCGCGUGUAUCCACAGUACCCAUCCAUGAACUUCUGUUCGCUGAUAAGCACCUCGGGAUCCGCAUCGCAUACAUAACUGUGUGCAAACUGUUUAACCACAGGAAAAUGCGGAUUUAAUCGCGUGCCUCCAAAAUCACCGUCCACUAGGAGAGUCAGACUGAAAAAAUCCUUCUCAGCUUGUUCACGACAUCCUCACGCAUGUCAGCUGUACGCUGCUCAACCCGAGUUGUGUGCGAUCAUGCUGCUUGUGUUUGAGGAGCCAGGUCGUGCAUGUGGCGCGCGUAUACACGUUCACUAGACCCUGUCAGCCACCGCGCCAAUUCCACGUUCGGACAUUGGCUGCGGCCUGAAAAGGUGAAGGGUGAGUGAGAUCGACGACUAAGCGGACUUUUCUCCUCGCCAUAAACUAUCUGAAGCUAUCACGGUGCACUAAAAGCCCUGGCUUGGAAGGCUGCCAGCUGACGGAAUAACAUGGACCUCGCAGUCGACCUAAUAUGUUUGUGUAUGGAGUGGCUGGCUGGUUCCAAUGACUCCUUCUUAAUGUGGCCUCUAUGACACUCCCAAUGCAAGAGAUCCGAGCGGGGUGUGGCGGCACGCCUAGGUGCCGUUUCGGCCGCGCCAGCCUCAAUUCUUAGUUCUUGUAAAUGUUGUUGUUGGUCAAAAUCCCGGUUGUUUGGGGUUUGGACCAGUGGGUGGGAAGUGGAACGCCAAGGUGCGGGCUCGACAGUACCAUCUUCCUGUGCCCUCCCUCCCCUCCGGUUUUCUGGACUCUGUCUUGACGGCGGGUCUAAAUGGGGAGGAGAAGAGUGCGGUAGAUACAGCUCCUCCUCCUCCUCCUCCUCCUCAUCCUCCUCCUAGUCCUCCUCCUCCUCAUUCUCGCCGCCCAUCUCGCCAGAUUGGAAGGGUGAGUCCGCUUACUCUGGAAGCCGGCAGCCCAAAUCUACUGGCAUUAUUUACCCUUGCGCAAUUCACCGUACCUGCUUCCGCAUCUGCUGUGAGGCACACGGUGGAAUUCAUCGAAAUCUAUGGUCGAAAUAUCACGCGUGUGUGUGUGUGUGUGUGUGUGUGGGGUGUAGGGGUGUACAGCGGUGGGUUCACGUGAUGGUUGUGGUGGUCGCUCACUUGCUCGCAGGUGAGACUACGCCUAGCGUCCAUUCGCUGGCACCCAACACUCACAUCUGGCACCACGUAGCUGGGCUCUGCUCAGCGGCCACACCCCGGGCAACCGCCUCGACCGGCGUGCUAAACCAGGUGAGGGUAUCCGUGCGUGCACCUGCACGCGCGGUACUGUGGUCUGCGCUGGACGGAUGGAUCUUCGCGUCGACAUCGUCGAGACGAUGCUCUGCCUGGACCAUCGCAGGAGGCCACAAGGUAAGUUUCCCCUAGGUAAGUGCAUUUUCUCUGUUUCUUCCUUUUGUCUGUUGAAGUUCCGUGUCGUAUGCUGCUCUUACUGCCUGCCCUCUGUAUGCUAUUCUGUCUAAUAAUAGCUAGACGAAACCCUCGCUGCCUGCUGCGAUUGUCUGUCCGUCAGUCUAUGCCACUCUCUACUAAUAGCUAGGUGUUACGAUGCUUGACUUUGAGUGGUGCCCUCACUUUGUUUCUAACUGGUGACUGUGUCCGCUUUUCCACUCUAGUUCUAAGUCCCAUAGCGUUAGGUAGUGUGUAUGCUCUCUCUUACUUCACUUUAUCACAUCAUCACCACCACCAAGGUCCCAGGCUAAUUCGGGUCGUUCUCUCACUAACAAAAAGUCGUGGCCCAUAGUGGAGUCCAGCAGCCGUCUGGGAUAACCGGGCAGCCCUGUUCAGGGAUGCGUUGCCUGCCCCCGCGAGAGGGAGGGGGCUAGAAAAGGUGCCCUAAAGAUCGCUGGGAACCACGCUGUCUGUAGGCUGGCCGUGGCCGCAGACAAAAAACACACCGUCGAAACAGCCAAAACCAAAACAACAACAACAACAAUCACUCUCUUCCUCUUCCAGCAUAUUCUUCUACUUCACCUACUCCUACAUUUCGCCACCGCAGUCGCCAGACUGGCAUCGUGGGCCCGCUCACUCUGGCAGCCUGGAAUGUUCGUUCCCUUUUAGACAAUCCAAGGAGCAACCGACCGAAACGGAGGACGGCGCUAGUGGCACGAGAACUGGCGCACUACAAGGUGGACAUCGCCGCACUCAGCGAGACCCGAUUCUCCGAACAAGGCCAACUGGAGGAGGUGGGUGCCGGCUACACCUUCUUCUGGAGUGGUCGACCCAGAGCAGAGCGACGAGACGCGGGCGUCGCCUUCGCCAUCCGGAACGACAUCGUGGGACGACUGCCCUGUCUACCGAAGGGAAUCAACGAUCGCCUGAUGAGCCUCCGCCUGCAUCUCCCCCGGGGUGGGGUCAAAUUCCCCACCAUCAUCAGCGCCUACGCUCCCCCGAUGACCAGCCCCGACGACGCACGUGACGAAUUCUACGAGGACCUGCACGCCCUCAUGGCGACUGUGUCGAAGGCGGACACGUUGAUUGUCCUUGGUGACUUCAACGCCCCCGUCUGAACAGACCAUACUUCCUGGAGCGGAGAGCUGGGUCCCCAUGGUCUCCGCGAAUCCAAAGACAACGGCCUGCUGCAGCUCCACACCUGCGCAGAACACCGCCUCAUCCUGACGAACACGUUCUUCUGUCUUCCGGAGCGAGGGAAGGCCACCUGGAGGCAUCCUCGGUCGCGUCAGUGGCACCUGCUGGACUAUGUUCUCGUCCGAAGGCGUGGCCAGCGGGACGUGCUGGUGACGAAGGCGAUCGCGGGUGCUGAUGGGUGGACCGACCAUCGCCUCGUCAUCUCGAAGAUGCGUAUUCGCCUACAGCCUCGCAGGAGACCACAAGGUAAGCGACCCCCAGGUAAGCUGAAUGUUGCUUUGUUGUCUUUGUCCGCUCACCGUCUCCAUUUCAGCAACGAGCUAGCUCAACGGCUAGACAACCUUCCAAUCGCUGCCACCGACGACGCCGCCGCUGCUGCCGAGAACGCCUCCGUGGAGAACCGCUGGUGUCAACUGCGAGACACAGCCCAGUCGACGGCGCUCGCCUUCCUCGGUCGCGCUCCCCGUCAACACCAGGACUGGUAUGAAGACAAGGAUGUCGCCAUCAGAAAACUGCUGGCUGAGAAGAACCGCCUAAACAAAGCAUACGUAGAUCACCCCACUGAGGACAACAAAGCUGCCUUCUACCUCAGUCGCCGCCAGCUUCAGCAACGACUGCGCGAGAUGCAGGACGCCUGGACUGCUCCCAAAGCUGAGGAGAUCCAAGGGUACGCGGACCGCAACUAA
Molecule: messenger RNA, 4392 nt
Organism: Spirometra erinaceieuropaei
Lineage: Eukaryota; Metazoa; Platyhelminthes; Cestoda; Diphyllobothriidea; Diphyllobothriidae
Source: the annotation of a GenBank genome assembly